UCGUAAUCUUGACUUCCACACAUUCAGAGCCGCUAUCGGAGCUGCUCCGGCACCUCUGCAGCCAUUCCCGUGCCGUCGCAUACAGCCGCUGCAGCGGCCGCCGCGUCGCGACCGAAACCUGCCGAGGAGUUCGUCGGCAAUUCGGCAGGUUCGAGUUCGUCGUCGGGUUGCAGUUCGUCGGCCACUUGUGAGCUGUACGAUCUUGCCACAGCACACGCACUUCUUGCCCGACAACAACAGUUGAUACAACAAGCAAAUUUCCCCAUCAUAUCGUCGGCGGAGCUUGUACAACAGCUAGCUCAUCAUCAGCAACUGCAACAGUUGCACAAUCAUUUACAAGGAAUUGUACACCAUAAUCUAGUAGGCGACAUGGCACUCGUGUCGCAUCCGGCGACUGCGGCGGCAGUUGGCGCCGCGCCAAUGUACGCCGGUAGCGUCGGCGUACAAAAAGAGAAGAAACCGCAACCGACACCUCAUCAAGUGAUGCAAAUGCAACAACAGCAAUUACCACAGGCCGCACAUGUCUCGAAUGCCAUCCUGGCAGCGACGCAGCCGUUCUAUCCUGCUCCUGUGCAGGACGCGCAGCCGGACAGGCCUAUCGGUUACGGAGCAUUCGGUGUUGUCUGGUCGGUGACGGAUCCACGAAGUGGUAAACGAGUAGCGUUAAAGAAAAUGCCAAACGUCUUUCAAAAUUUGGCCUCUUGUAAACGGGUGUUUCGCGAAAUUCGCAUGCUUUCAUCAUUCAAGCACGAUAAUGUGCUUUCCUUGUUAGACAUCUUGCAACCAACAAACCCACAUUUCUUUCAAGAGCUGUACGUUCUAACGGAGCUUAUGCAAAGUGAUCUACACAAAAUUAUUGUGUCACCACAACCGCUAACCAUUGAUCAUGUAAAAGUAUUUGUCUAUCAGAUCUUGAGAGGGUUAAAAUACUUGCACUCGGCCAACAUCCUGCACAGAGACAUCAAACCCGGCAAUUUACUGGUGAACAGUAAUUGUAUUCUAAAAAUUUGUGAUUUUGGCCUGGCCAGAAUUUGGGAUUCACGGGAACGACAAAACAUGACGCAUGAGGUUGUCACACAGUAUUAUCGCGCUCCAGAGUUGUUGAUGGGAGCUCGAAGGUAUACCGGUGCUGUAGAUAUCUGGUCAGUUGGAUGCAUUUUUGCUGAGCUUCUUGCUAGGCGGAUACUGUUUCAAGCUCAGGGACCAAUUGAUCAGCUGGAUCUGAUCAUUGAUCUGCUCGGUACACCAACCCCUGAAGAGAUGAAAUACGCUUGUGAAGGAGCUCGAAAUCAUGUGCUCCGUGCACCAUUCCGUGUGAACACAUUCCAUCGUAUGCGACAACUCAGUCAACAUACCACAGAUGAUGCCGUGCAAUUGUUGGCCAUGAUGUUGCAGUUUGACCCGGAUAAGAGAGCCACCGUCGAUCAGGCGUUGAAACACAGCUAUUUGGACGAAGGACGAAUGCGUUUCCAUUCAUGUAUGUGCUCGUGUUGCUAUACGAAUACAGCUGUACCCGGUAAUACGCGAAUCUUCAGCACUGAUCCCGAUCCGAUGCACGAGAUGCCAUUCGAUCCCAAAUGGGAAAAGGAACUCUCCCGGUUGUCGAUGUUUGAUCUACGUGAUCGAAUGUAUAAGUUUGUCACGGAACGUACACCAUUGUUCGGUACACCCCUGUGCAUUAAUCCGAGUUCUGCCGCUUACAAAAAUUUCGCCAGUUCAUCCGUGGCUCAAGCGUCCGAGUUACCACCGUCACCGAAUGCGUGGGAUUGACCAACGCGCACGGCGCGUCACGCGUCGCUCGGCGGCUAGCCGUGGCGCGCCCGAGCUCCACACCUCUUCAAAGCACUGUCGUUCACCUAUCAAAUUCCUCAUAUCUGACUUCCUCAUUCACAUCCUGCCUGCCCAUAUGUUCGUCUCAUUUAUCACUCACUAUGUGUGCAUACGUGUGUGUGCGUGUCUGUGCCCGCGUCGUCGCCGCGCCGCGCACGCGCACUAGCGAUCCGAUUCGGUUUUUCUAGGCACCAGUGCUGCGCAUCCUGAAAUCCCUGAACACUUUCAUCAAUCAGUUGUUUUUUAUAUCGACAAUUUCGCUAUUAUUUCGUUUUGUUAUAUUUUUUCAUAUAUCGUCUCUCACCACGUGACUCUUUCAUUCUUAUCGAUUAAUCGAUUUCUCUUCAUAUUAUUGAUUGUAUUAUUCUAGGGAACAUCUCUAUUUUGAGUGCGUUUGUGUGUGUUCCAUUGUAUAGUCAAAUUCUGCAACAAAUGUGAUGAUCCAUUGCCGUAUUGUGUGUCUGAUCAACCCGCCGUUCGCGCGCGCCACACCCCUUUCAAAGCAAAGAAACGCCUACCCGCCCCCACUUCUUGAAAUGCUCCCAAAUCUUCGCAAGAAAUGCGUCAGUGCUUUCCGAUUGUACUUCCAACGCGCCUAUCAGUGUGUGUGUACCCUUAUUUUGUAUUCCCACUCUCUCUCAACUCUCACCCACCAUCUCCAUUUUGGUAGCCAAUGUCUUUCAGGGGCGCCCUGUGGUGCGUCCCCCCUCCCGUCUAGAGCCGCGCGCGCCCCACCCAGCUUGUAGUCGCCCCUCCCCAACCGCCGCCCGCCCGCUUGUCAUUCAGUGUCUCUUUUCUCCGUUUUCGAAGUGUGGUGUGUGUAUGAUUUGAUUUUUCGAGGCUUUUUCAGCCGCCGCCCUUCUCUUUCGCUCUUUAACACGUGAUGUAAUUUUGUGAGUCUCUCGCAGCUCAACCAGCCCCCACCUGACAUACUUUCAUGCACUUUGUAAUUCUCAACUUGCGGCUUUCGGAAUUGGCCCCAUUCUCACUAACAAUCAUGUACAUAGUUCUCUCAAACUCAUAUAUUUGUUUGUUGUAACCCUAUAUACCCGACUAUACGUCUAGUUUGGCCUAAAUCCUUGGAAAGUGCCAGACUUGGCGAAAUCCCCGUCCUCCUUCCCGUCUCUUAUCUAGUGGGCCUCAUAAUCGUGAAAACGCAGCUCACCAUAGCCAAUCCAAGCUUCCCAAAGGCCAAAUACGUCCUUCAUAAGUGAUUUUUUGGGUAUGUAUGUUUUUCUUCGGAGAUGUAUUUUAUCAUCAUUUCCUGACCAUGCGUAGCAAUGUCUAGUAUUUGCGUGUAGAUGUCACGCCCGCUCCUCCCCCCUCCCACCCAAAUCCCAAAAAAUUUUCACUACUAAUCAAUAUUACCGUAUAUGUGUGCAUUUCCCCUUUUCACUCGCUCUAUGAUCGUUGUUUCACAUAUAUUUUUCGCUAACCCCUCAUGAAUGUAGUCAGGGCAUCGAUCGAUAAUCGAUCGAUUGUGGUGAUUGUGUGCGCGUAUCGAUCGUUGUCCUAGCGAUCGUCUAGUUGUCAAUGUGCUUGACUAUCCUUUUCAAUUCGGUUAGUUAUAGUUUAUUUAUAUACGAAUCGAUUGAUAUCGAUUGAUCGAUUCGCGUUUCACGGCAUUACAUGUGCGCCGCCACUAUUCUUCUCUCUCUCUCCUCAUCAAUCCUCACAUCACACCUCGCGCCUCGGUUGGGCGGAGCUUGUCAUAAUAUUGUUGUAUAAGUUGCCCAUUUUUUCUAGUAAUAAAUCUUAUGAA
Molecule: messenger RNA, 3592 nt
Organism: Cylicocyclus nassatus
Lineage: Eukaryota; Metazoa; Nematoda; Chromadorea; Rhabditida; Strongylidae
Source: the annotation of a GenBank genome assembly